Ornithodoros turicata is the source of this 2394-nucleotide messenger RNA. Its product is annotated as neprilysin-1-like. Gene Ontology annotation, molecular function: metalloendopeptidase activity. Gene Ontology annotation, cellular component: plasma membrane. Lineage: Eukaryota; Metazoa; Arthropoda; Arachnida; Ixodida; Argasidae. The coding region runs from base 166 to 2337 and encodes 723 amino acids. The transcript has 2 exons. The record is from RefSeq and is a predicted model, not a curated record. Gene Ontology annotation, biological process: protein processing.
GCUAACGGCCGUGGCCUCUGAGGUGGAAGAAGAAGAAGAAGAAGCUGGUACGCGUUAUCACUCUUUGCGAAGGAGAAGUGCCAUCAACCUCUACCAGCUCCAUACUUGAAGUGUGAGCCACGAUAUCGAGUGUCUCUGCAAUACGUUGUCCUCUAGACCUCAACGAUGAGUGUUGAAGAACUGAGUGGAGCUGAGCAACAGGAAGAAACCGGAGGACAGACACCAGGGAGAAAUGCAGCUAGAGGUUCAAACAAGGAGGUUUUCUUUGGCAUAGCGUGUUUUGGAGCGGCGGCGGCCGUGCUUGGCUUAGCGGCCUUUGUGCUGGCAAAUAGGGGCCCACCUCGUGACGUCGACGACUCCGACGAUUCCAUUGUGACGAUAAAGAAGUUCCCUUCUGGCAACAGGCCCACGCCGGUUUGGGACGACGAGGACACGUCUAGCCAAGAGAGAACAAAAUGCAGGUCUGACGACUGCCAGUACAUGCGGUGGCUCAUCAACCUCUCCGUGGACAAAAGUUUGGAUCCCUGCGAUAACUUUUACUCUUACGUCUGCUCGGGAGCCAAUCGACGAUUCGAGGCGGACUUCGACCGCGUCGGCGGCGGCAUGCUGUCAGUAAUGGCGGGCAACAUCACCACUGCCAUAUACUGGAGUUUGAAGAACGAACGCGUAGGAAGCAGCAGCCAGUCGGGCUUUCAAAAGGCGGCAGCGUUGCUGCAGCACUGCGAAGACGCUCGGAAUAUGUAUGAUUACAACGUGCAACAGAUUCCGGAAUUCUUGCGCAAAUAUCAGCUGGCGCUGACGGAUCAGCUGAAUUUUCUUCCGCUCGACAUUUUCGUUAAGUUCCUGCUCACCCUGGACAUUCCUUUGCUGUUCAGCUUUCAGCCUGCCCUAGACGGAAACACCAUCGCGAUCCUGAUGGAUCAGCACCCAGUUUUUGUUGAGUCAAAGAAUCAGCAGACUCAGUCGAGCGAUAUCGACAACGUAAUCAGGGAGUUAUUUUCAGCGGGAACAAAUUAUGUAAACGACAUCAUCACUGCAGAGAGUCAGGUAGUGUCAUUAUCAAACUAUCAGACUUCACAAGACUACUACGAACUUCAACUUUCCCAUCUUGGUUCAACACAAUCCGACACCACCUUGUCGCAAACUUGGACAACUCUCCUUCAAACUUAUAGCAAUUCCAAUCUUCCAGGACAGAAGAAAGUCCGUAUCAGGAACGAUGACAUCAACUUUUUCAUCGGCGUGUUUGGGAAGAACAGUCAGGUGUCCACGCGGGCCUUGCGGGCGUACUUCGCGUGGAGGACCACGUUGUACUUGUACAAUACUUUGAACAAAGCGGCAACCCCCAACGAAUGUUUACAAACCGUGCUUCAAGUGUUUCCAAACGCCGCAAGUUCCAGAGCAAUGCUUCGCAGUGUCACGCCCAAAAAAAUAGGGGAAGUCGAAGAUAUGACUAAAAACCUCGUAGCAGAAAUCGACGCAUCUUUCGCUAGAUCUGCCUGGCUCGAUAGCGCAACAAGAUCAGGUGCACGGACAAAGCUGUCGCUGCUUGGGAAGCGUAUCGGAUUCCUCAUGGGCUUCGAAUCUGACGCAGGUGUCAACAGACAGCUCCAAGCAAUGCCCGACUUACGAGGUCCCUUCAUCGUCGAUUUCAUCAAUGCAAAAAGUGCGCAAACAAACACGCUCUGGAGCAACGUUUACGCCGGCAGUUUGGAAUCUAUACGAUGGAGCCAGCUACAGCUGCCAAUCUAUAGCGGGAACGCCGCAUAUUUUGCGCAGUUCAACACCAUUUUCAUUCCAGCUGGAAUCCUGUACAGGCCGGCCUUCGCGGGCGGAGGACCGCCAGAAAUAAACUACGGGGCACUGGGAGCGGUGCUGACGCACGAGUUGAUGCACGGCUACGACAUCUACGGUCGUCAGCACGACGGCUACGGACAAGUGACCGGGUGGUUCACGGAUGCCAGUAAGCGCUCGUACAGCGCUCUGGUAAGGUGUCAUAAUGUCAAUAUCGACAAUGCGCCAAAGGCGAGGCGUUCUGACGAGCAACUGAACGAGUACCUCGCCGAUUCUAUGGGCCGGACGUCCCUCUUCAACGCGUACAGGAGGGCCACGGAAACAUCCGUCGCUACUUUGGGCAACGUCAAGGGCCUGACUUCGGAUCAGAUCUUCUUCGUUUCUUGGUGCCUCCUGUGGUGCGGGAAGACGAUUGCCGACGGAGUGCACCCUCCGGCGGAAGACAGGUGUAACUUGCCUUACAUGAACUCGGUUCAUUUCAGCCAGGCCUUUAGGUGCCGACGGAACGCACCCAUGAACCCGUCGCACAAGUGUUCCUUCUGGUAAUAACCGUUACGCGACUGUGGACUGCUACAGCCAUUAAAGUAAAAGAGAUAUGUCACA